Messenger RNA from Lactuca virosa, 581 nucleotides. NCBI's taxonomy places the organism in Eukaryota, Viridiplantae, Streptophyta, Magnoliopsida, Asterales, Asteraceae. The record is from the annotation of a GenBank genome assembly.
GUAUAGCAAUUUGGUGGCAACUGAUUUACAUUAAGUGAUUGAUUGAAAGUUGUGUUAAAAGCAAUGGCAUCAAGCACUAGUUUUGUUGUUGUUCUACUUGGCUUCUUUUUACUUGUUUCGUCAUUCACUGCCAUCCCAAUCUCAAGAACUAUAAAUCUAACUGAUGAAGGGUCUCUUGAAGUUUCAAGCAACACAGACUUGAAUGUAGAAGACAACUGGGAUGAGACCAUGUUAUCAAGAAGGAUGGUUUUAACAAGUGAUUAUCCAGGAUCCGGUGCGAAUGAUCGUCACACACCAAGGCCAUAAGCAUGGAUAUGAAAGCAAUUUAACGUUGAAAUGAUUUCAAAUAAAAACAAUUAGCCAUUGUAUAUCAAAUAAACAACUGACUUAUUUUGAUUCGUGUGAACAAGGUUUUGAAUGUAAGAAAUAUGUCAUGGUUGGAGAGUGAAUGAUUUGUGUUACUAUUAUGAUUUUUUGGUCUUGUAUUUGUUGGUGUAUGGCCAAUUUUCGGUUGUACCACUUUGAUUGUAAUGUCACAUUAUCUGAUCGAUAACAUACAAUGUUAAUGAUGAUUUUAGAAC